UUUAGUGCAAUAACAUAAACAUAGUGAUAGGUUAAAAUAAUGUCAGGACAUUUUCAGCCUUUAACUCCAGUUCGUGUGCUAAGAAAGCUCAAAAAGUUAUCUUUGCCAAAAGAGGGUCAACAAUACGUGAUAAAUCGUAACCCACGAAAUCUGGAAAAAUUACGUGUUGCUUAUAAACCAAAUGGUUAUUUGUUGGAAAAACCUGGUCGUUCUUAUUGGCACAAGUUGGAACUAAAUAUUACUAAUCGUUAUAUUUCAGCUGAAGUAAAGCAUUUCGAAAAUGGUCCAGUAGUAACAGCCAGUUCAUCAGAGUGGGCAAUUAAAAAACAGUUAUUUAAAACGAACGAUGCUAGCGCAUAUAUAAAUACCGCACGAGUGUUUGCGCAACGUUGCCUUCGAUCAGGAAUAACUGAAAUUAUGUGUAAGAUAGAAACAUAUAUGACAUAUGGAAACUCCACUACAACAUCACCAAAAUAA
Molecule: messenger RNA, 477 nt
Organism: Teleopsis dalmanni
Lineage: Eukaryota; Metazoa; Arthropoda; Insecta; Diptera; Diopsidae
Product: 39S ribosomal protein L18, mitochondrial-like
Exons: 2
Coding region: 40-477 (145 amino acids)
Biological process (GO): translation
Cellular component (GO): ribosome; mitochondrion
Molecular function (GO): 5S rRNA binding; structural constituent of ribosome
Source: RefSeq, a predicted model, not a curated record